Molecule: messenger RNA, 846 nt
Organism: Camelina sativa (false flax)
Lineage: Eukaryota; Viridiplantae; Streptophyta; Magnoliopsida; Brassicales; Brassicaceae
Source: RefSeq, a predicted model, not a curated record
AUGGAAACUUCAAAUCCUAGAACCAGGUCAGACCUUCCUCCCGAUUUGGUCAAAUGUAUCUUCAACCGAGUAAGCUUUACUGAUUUCCACCGUGCAAGGAUCGUGUCUACGAAUUGGUACUGGAGUUUGAAGCUAACAGUUCCCCGGAAAAUCACAUCUCCAUGGCUGAUACUAUUCCCAGAAGGAGAAAACGACGAAGAUGGUAACCGUGUGAAACUUUUCAAUCAUGAAGAAGAAGACAGGAUCUACAAGUCGAAGAGAGAUUUUCGAAAUAGUUGUAGCUCGUACGAGAAGACGAAAGAGUUUGUUGUUGUGUGGUUCGUUGAUCCAUCUGUCAAUUGUCUUUGCUUUUGCAAGAAAGGGGAUGAUCGUUUUGCUUACAUUUUGUUGCUUUCUCGAGUCUCUAUGUAUGACCAACAAAUAUAUGAUGUGGUGCUCCGAGGUCAUAGUCUCUAUAUCUUAACCAAUCAUGAUUACAUUCGGUUCAUUGAUUUUUCUGGUCCACGAGGAGAGCUUUUAUUAGUCGAGAAUAUCCUUGACCAGAGAAGACAAAGGAGCUUCCAUGUCUUCAAGAAGGAUCAUGAUCCUGAAAUGAAUCAGCGUUACAUUGAGGUGAUCUCUCUAGGUGAGGAGGCCUUGCUUCUUAGAAUGCAUACAACAGUGCCUGGUCUCGAACCCAACUCCAUCUAUUUCACCAGUCAUGACUCCGCCUGUCACCGUUUCCGUAUGAAGACUUUACACAUUGACAUAUGUGUGUUCAACCUUCCAACCAAGACCCUCAAGCGCUGCUCCACGCUCUCCAACAUGAAGCUCAAGGAUGCUCUAUGGUUUCUCCCUAGGACUUGA